Symbiodinium pilosum is the source of this 604-nucleotide messenger RNA. The record is from the annotation of a GenBank genome assembly. Lineage: Eukaryota; Dinophyceae; Suessiales; Symbiodiniaceae.
AUGGCUGAACGGUAUCUGAUCUCCAAGGCAACGGUGCUCGAGGGCGCAGCGGUGCCUGAGCUAGUGAAGCUCAAGCAGGCGCGGGAAGAGAAGCUUGCAGCGGAGAAGAAGCAGGCCCUUGACGAGAAGAAGAAGCAGCGCGAGGAGGAGCGUGCAAAGCUCAAGGAACGUACGGAGGCAUACGAGAAGGAGUAUGCAGACAGCGCUUCGGAGCUCGUGAAGCUCCGCCGAGAGGCCAAGCUCAACGGAAACUUCUUCGUGGAGCCCGAGGCAAAGCUGCUGUUCGUGGUCCGCAUUGCGGGCAUCAUCAAGAUGAGCCCAAAGCCUAGGAAAGUGCUUCAGCUGCUGCGACUGAAGCAGCUGCACAACGGCGUGUUCCUGAAGGUGAACAAGCCCAUCCUCAACAUGCUGAAGCUUGUCCAGCCAUACGUGACCUACGGCUACCCGUCGCUGAAGACGGUGCGAGAGCUCGUCUACAAGCGCGGCUUCGGCAAGGUGAACAAGCAGCGCUUGCCCCUGGCGUCCAACGACAUCAUCUCGGACAACUUGGGCAAGUAUGGCAUCCACGGCAUGGAGGACAUCAUCCACGAGAUCUACACCGUUG